Molecule: messenger RNA, 980 nt
Organism: Cucurbita pepo subsp. pepo (vegetable marrow)
Lineage: Eukaryota; Viridiplantae; Streptophyta; Magnoliopsida; Cucurbitales; Cucurbitaceae
Source: RefSeq, a predicted model, not a curated record
CAAAUGGUGUAUUUUGAUCGAGGGUUCCAGAGAAGGAGUCGAACCUCGAUUAAGGGGAGUCUGUUCAGAGGCUUUUCAAGUCUCAGAGAAGGCUUUAUGAUGUACUUUUUUCAAGAGGAUUGUUGGGAGGAAGUCUCACCUUGGCUAAUUUAAGAGGUUAAUCAUGAGUUUAUAAGUAAGGAAUACUAUCUCUAUUAAUUAUUGGUACGAAGUCUUUUGGGAAAACCAAAAGAGAGCUUAUGCCCAAAGUGGACAAUAUUAUACUAUUGUGGAGAUUCGUAGUUCCCAACAACACUACACGUCGUAGUUCCCAACAACACUACACGUCGUAGUUCCCAACAACACUACACGUCGUAGUUCCCAACAACACUACACGUCGUAGUUCCCAACAACACUACACGUCGUAGUUCCCAACAACACUACACGUCGUAGUUCCCAACAACACUACACGCUAAAAGUCCAUUGCAGUUAGAAGAUGGCAGCAAAAUACAUAGUAGUUUCUACACUUGGAGCAUUUGCAUUUGCUUAUAUUUCUGAUAAUCUUGUUGCUGACAAGAAAAUAUUUGGAGGAACAACCCCGAGUACUGUUUUAAACAGCGAGUGGUGGGAAGAAACUGACAAGAAAUUCCAAGCAUGGCCUCGUACCGCCGGCCCACCUGUGGUCAUGAACCCCAUCAGUCGCCAGAAUUUCAUUGUCAAAACCCGCUCUGAACCUUAAAUGUUGCUUUGGUUGUCUAUUUAUACAAUUUUGAUUGGAUAAUUCUGCUUUUGGAAGUACUUCUUAGUCAUUAAGCAGUUCUAACCUGCCUUCAUAUUUGAUGAGGGGAACUGAAGGAAUUGUUGUUGAGCUGAUAGCCUUUUUUUAUUCUUCCUGUUUAAGUUGCAUCAUUGGCUUGUUUGCUAUGUUGAUGGUGUCAGGAUGUUGAUUCUGAAUAAAUCAGUGAAAUGGGAAACUUCUCUUCCAUGUCUCUUUCAGAUGA